This is a messenger RNA of Phialemonium atrogriseum, 1518 nucleotides long. Its product is annotated as t-SNARE. The coding region runs from base 164 to 1153 and encodes 329 amino acids. Gene Ontology annotation, cellular component: Golgi membrane; endomembrane system; SNARE complex. The record is from RefSeq and is a predicted model, not a curated record. Gene Ontology annotation, biological process: vesicle fusion; endoplasmic reticulum to Golgi vesicle-mediated transport; intracellular protein transport. NCBI's taxonomy places the organism in Eukaryota, Fungi, Ascomycota, Sordariomycetes, Cephalothecales, Cephalothecaceae. Gene Ontology annotation, molecular function: SNAP receptor activity; SNARE binding. The transcript has 5 exons.
CGAGACAUUAACCUGCAUCCCCACGAACUGUUCGCCCCGAUGACCACAUCAGAUAGCUCCUUUAAUCAUUGACGACAGCCCUUCGAAAAUCUGUGCUACGACCUCUCCCCACGCCCAGCGAAAAACAACCUCCCCGAACCUGCUCGGCGACCAGAGUCCGAAGAUGCCUCCAGUGUCGAUUCAAGACCGGACUGGAGAGUUCCGGGCAAUCCUGACCGAUGUCAAUAAACGGCAGCUGAACGCAAAGUCGCGCUUGCAGCGGCAGACUUUUAGCAGCGCACCGCAGGACUCUUCCGUAAAUGGCACAUUACGGCAACGGAGCGCUUUUGCGCAGCAGGCUGCUGGGAUCGGCAAGGGCAUUUCGAAUACGAUGGCGAAGCUAGAGCGACUGGCACAGCUGGCGAAAAAGAAGACACUGUUUGACGACCGGCCGGUGGAAGUCGAGGAACUCACCUUUGUCAUCAAACAAGACCUCUCUGCGCUCACACAAUCCCUCGCUCAGCUCAGAGAACUCUCCCGAAAAGAGCACCCGAAGGCGUGGGUUAAGGGACCGCAUGCGCCCGUAGAUCAGGAGGGAGAACAUGGAAAGAACGUGGUUGUCAUGCUUAGUGGCCAUCUCGAAGGCAUGACAGACAGCUUGAAGGGAGUGUUGCGGACCAGGAUGGACAACAUGCUUUCAUCCAAGGCCAGGACCGAACGCUUCGUCUCGAACGUAUCUCAGUACUCGCAAAACCUAUUAGACCCCUCUCGGAGCGACUCUCCUCUGUACAACAACUCGGCCCAACGAACUGCUGCGCAGCAAGAUACUUUGUCGCUCGAGCCGGCCUCGUCUGAAACCCAACUUCUUCUGAUGGAGGAAGCCCAAACCCACAACCCAUACAUCCAGCAACGGGGUGAGGCGAUCGAGAUGAUCGAGCGGACCAUGAACGAGCUGGGAGGCAUGUUUUCCCAACUGGCUCAAAUGGUCCACGAGCAAGGCGAGCAAAUCAGCCGGAUCGAUGACAAUGUCGAGGCCGUGACCGACAAUGUUGAAGGAGCUCAGAGGGAGCUGCUUCGGUAUUGGAAUCGGAUGUCUGGAAAUCGGACAUUAAUCGCGAAGAUGUUUGGAGUCUUGAUGAUAUUUUUCCUAGUAUGGGUACUAGUGGCGGGAUAGAGCCAUUGGGGUGGCAUCAUCAUUAUGUAUCAUAUGUUCAGCCUGGCGUUGAUUACUUUCUUCUGUUCCCCCUUUUGAUGACAAUCCCUUAUAGAGUCACUGAAGAUUGCCAGGACAGCAGGUUGCUGGCUGAACCACGAGUUCAAAGCUUAGAGCAUUAUAAUAGCCCAGGGAAGUUCCCUAGUCAGUCAAAGAAGACCAUUUCAUUGCGUCUGCAUUAUUUGAGGGAAAGGAUAUCCUCUCUACACUGUUUUGUUUGGGGACUAGGUACCUAUAGAAUAAUUCACCGAGGCCACUUGGGGGAGAGCAUCAAUGGCCGUGUAGUACUGAAAAUACACCCAUGGUGAACAACUUGACCAGUCAAC